GGCUGGAGUCUGUGGCAGCGGAAUCAUCUGGUUUGCGCUGUAAUAAAUCUGUGUUUGAGCCAAGAUGGCGACCGAGGAAAGCGCUAGUUUCCCUGUGAAUAUAGAGCAAGGGGCGGGUUUAAAACUGCAUCACACAGCUGAUCUGGAGGUUCUCCCCCAGUCAAGUUGUUUUUUUGCAGAGAGCAGCCUUGUUGACUCACUGAGGUCGCGCUGUUGUUUUCUUUCUCUCUUGUUUUUUUGUUUAUUUAACCCAGCGUUUAGACACCCAUUUCCCCCCAAACCCAAUAUCGGACUUAAACCCCAGCGCGUGUUCCAUUAUGACACUUUUUUUCCCGAAUAAACAGUUUUUGUCGCGAUUGUUCACUGGAAUACUCUCGCCUUUCGGUCACCCGCGGCGAUCUGCAGCCCCGAGGUCUGACACCGUGUGAGCGUGUGAGCCGACGCGUUAGUGCGAGCCGUCGGUGGACAUGUCUUCAGCGGGAGCGGGGGUUCACUCGCAGUUGUUUACCUCGCUGAACGAGACCCCCGGAGCCGCGAUCUCCCCGACACUGGAGCUCGGUCUGACCGCCGUCUGCACUGUCCUCUACUCUUCGCUGUUCGCUGUCGUCUACCUGCAGCUGUGGCUCAUUCUGCACUACGGACACAAGCGCUGCAGCUACCAGAGCGUCUUUUUGUUCCUGUGCCUGCUGUGGGCAGCGCUGAGGACGACCCUCUUCUCGUUCUACUUCAAAAAUGUGGCGCACGCCAACCAGCUGCAGCCUCUGGCCUACUGGCUCCUCUACUGCUGCCCAGUGUGCCUGCAGUUUUUCAUAUUCUGCCUGCUCAACCUGUACUUCACACAGGUCAUAUUUAAGGCUAAAGCCAAGUAUUCCCCGGAGCUCGCCAAAUACAAGGUUCUUCUCCGUUUGUUCUUCCUGUGUCUCAGUAUAUUUUUCCUGGUGGUUAAUUUAACUUGUGCAUUGUUAAUGCAAGGAGCUCUGGAGCACUCAGAAUCACCAAGUGAUGAGGAUAUCAGACAUGCCGUCUUGGCCCGUGUCCUGAUCAAUGACAGUCUGUUUGUCUUGUGUGCCAUCUCUCUGGCCGUCUGCAUCUUCAAGAUUGCCAAGAUGUCCUCUGCCAACGUUUAUCUUGAAUCUAAGGGUACGUCAGUGUGCCAGGCGAUAGCUAUAGGAGCUGUGGUGAUUCUCCUCUACACAUCCAGAGCCUGUUACAACCUGGCGGUGGUGGCUUUGUCCCCACACGGCAGACCCAGUCCCUUUAAUUGUGGCUGGUACACUGUGUCUGAUCAGCCAGACACGCAGCAGAUCCGCGGUGAAGCCUAUAUUGUGUUUGGGAUUAUUUUGUUCUUCUGGGAGCUACUGCCCACCAGUUUAGUGGUGGUUUUCUUCAGAGUCCAGCGACCCAACCAAAACCUGGCUCCGGCAGGGAUGAUCAACAGCCACAGUUUCAGCUCCAGAACGUACUUCUUUGACAACCCUCGACGGUACGACAGUGAUGAUGACCUGUCCAGAGGCAGUAACAGUAGGGCUGAUCUGGCCAGUCUACUCUCUUCCACUUCCCAGAUAGGCGCAUCUAGUUGGUACGGCUCCAUCCAGUGUAACGGGGCUCUGGCAGUGGGAGGUGCGUCCGCCCUGCAACCGCCAUCUUCCACCGCCCCCGUCCUUCUUGCCUACGGAGACAUCCAGAGUCACCGCCACCUGCACCACCUCCACCACCACAACUACUACUCAACCCCACAGAACAACAACAACUACCACCACAACAACAAUCAUCACAGUAACUACUAUUCCACGCCACAACAUUAUUACUGCGGGCCGCAAACAUAUUUCUGCAACCCGCAGAGUUAAGCAUAAAAAGAGACUAACAUCAGACAUUGGUUUGUGUUGUUUGAACUAUUUUCAAUGGGUACACAUAUGAUACAGUUAAUGCAAUAGGAUUAAAUGAACCAGGACCGCAAACAGACAGGAUUUUGUUGAGCGGUGGCUGCCCGCCCCUCGCAAAGUGAGGGAGUAGCAAUCCGCUUGGCAGCAGCAGAGCACAGUGGACGGGCUGGGGUGUAAGGUUUGACCCCCUAUACAAGGGGUAAGAAACAAUAGAUAAGAUUAGUGCAUUUUCAAUCAGACUGAGUAUUUGUGACAUCACGCUCCCCAAAACACCUAACUGCAUUUUGGUUUCACCAGAGCCAGUUUUUAUUUGAGUGUGGAAUAUUUGGUUAGUGGCACCACCAUGACGAAGAGUAACUUAAGUCUUAUGAGUUUCAUUCCUUAACUAAAUAUGUUUGCGCAAAGAAAUGGUAGAUUAACAUUAUGUUUUGAAAUAAUCGUGUCUCUAACCUGAUCCAUUUCUAAUCCAAGCCAAGUGACAUUUGGAGUUGGUGUUAUCUUAGAUCUUUUUGUUUUGAAGUUUAGUAUGCGUUUAUACAUGAUUUUUGUAUGUCACGUUGAUUUUUACUUUCAAACAGAUUAUACAUAUAUUUUUAUUUGGUACUAUAGCUGUCAAUCACACUGUAACCGCACCCCAAUGCACAAAGUGCUCUAUUUUACUCUAAAUGGGACCAUCAUUUACUAAAUGAACAUCAUGCUGUUUUGGAGAAGACUUUAGCGAUUGAGACCAUACACUCUCCAGGUUAAUGUAUACUGACCGUAUAAAUCAAGUGAGAAUCCCCUUGCCAAAGAAUGAGUGUUUGGUUUGUCUCUUCUCGGCUACUGUAGUAAAAUGGCUGUGAAACAUGGUUGACUCUGUGGAAGAGGACCGACUUUGUACUAAAUAAAUAUAUACAGUAUAAAGGGCUCAUUUUGAGGUAACGAAAACAGUGAUUCUUUGUUUCAGGUGAUUUUACACAAAUUAUGAUAUUAUAAUAUUAUAUUCCAUCGGUGCCAUCCUGUUAAAAAGUUUGGGGGAAAAAUGUACCGGUAAAUUUAUGUGAAGAAGGCCACUGUUCAUGCUUUUAAGUAAAGCAUCUCUUGUAUCAAGAAGUUUCACGGAGCACUUUUAAAAUACAGUUAAGAAAGUAAACCUCUCACUGUUGGGUCCAGCUUUUGAAAAAAAUCAACAUCUGCAGUGCAUGUUUCUGUACCAGAGUGCAAGAACUCAGUGUCAUAAAGGAUAUUAUGUGUGUGGAAAUGUUUUAUUCUUCUAUCUGCUAUAAAAAGGCAGGGACAUUGUUUCAUAAUUAUGGAUUGUUUUGUCCAUGGCCGUACUGAAUGUAACCUAUUGUGUGACAAAUUACUAACGAUGUAUGCGAGAAAAGCACUAUACCAUGUUUAAAUAAAGACCCAAUGCCCUGUUUUAAAACAAAACAGAACCAGAA
This is a messenger RNA of Scophthalmus maximus (turbot), 3310 nucleotides long. RefSeq names its product G protein-coupled receptor 137c (gene gpr137c). The record is from RefSeq and is a predicted model, not a curated record. Gene Ontology annotation, biological process: positive regulation of TORC1 signaling. Gene Ontology annotation, cellular component: lysosomal membrane. The transcript has 8 exons. NCBI's taxonomy places the organism in Eukaryota, Metazoa, Chordata, Actinopteri, Pleuronectiformes, Scophthalmidae. The coding region runs from base 468 to 1847 and encodes 459 amino acids.